Microplitis mediator is the source of this 7756-nucleotide messenger RNA. It is a transcript of the gene Rif1, whose product is annotated as telomere-associated protein RIF1. NCBI's taxonomy places the organism in Eukaryota, Metazoa, Arthropoda, Insecta, Hymenoptera, Braconidae. Gene Ontology annotation, cellular component: nucleus. The transcript has 5 exons. Gene Ontology annotation, biological process: telomere maintenance. The coding region runs from base 355 to 7233 and encodes 2292 amino acids. The record is from RefSeq and is a predicted model, not a curated record.
AAUACUGAUCAGUGAGCACACACUCAUACAGUCAUACAUCAGCGAUCGUUGCAGUACAUAUUUUAUUACAUACAAGCUCGGUAUGCAUUGAUUGAAAAAAAAUAUGUAUUGUUUCCUCCAUCAGUUAAUUAAACUCUCAAGUGCUAACGAAUACACUUUCAAUAGUGAUACUAAUUAUAAAUAAUAAAUAUAUAAGUAGGUAAAUAAUUAGAUAUAUAUUUAUAUAUAUAUGUUGAAAAAAAAACUCGAGUGCUCCACAAACAAGUGAUUUUUUUUUAUUUUUUUAUUUUAAUUAAUUAUUUGAAGAUCUGCUGAAAAAUUAGUGGGCGGAAUUUGGAAAUUCAAAUAUUCAAAAUGACUUCGCUAAAUGACGCUGAUAUUUUAAAUAAACUGGAGAAAAAUAUAUCAGCUAAUGAUGAAAUUUGUAUUCUAACCUACAUAAACAGUGAUAACAAGAGGAUAAAUUUAUUCAAAACGAUGACUGAUAACCAGUAUUUAGAAUUAUGUAAAUUAAUAAUUAAUUUUACGACAAGUGAGCAUGAAAAUGAGUCACUCAAACAAUCAUGUGGUAAAUUAUUAAAUAAUUUAUUGAAUCACUCACAUAGAAAAAUUAAUUUUUUCAAUUUAUCAUUGACGUUUGAUCGUAACAAAAGACUGAAACUCUUUGAAUUAAUAAAAACUAUCGAAGACAAACAACUGACGAGACUCAUUGAGGAUCAAGACACCUGUAAGUUUCUAAAUGACUGCUUGAGAGAAGUCGAUGCUGUCAAAAUGGAGUGGCUGUCACCCACAGCCUGUACUGAUAACAUUUCGCUGCUGAUACAGGCAGAGAAAAAACCGAGUGACUUUGAAGAUCUGCUGAUUUACAGUACUCUGGAGUUCAUCCAUCGGCUGUAUGGAUACUCGCUGACAAACUCAUUGGCUAUACAGCAGUUCCACCAGCUGCUACUAGACAAAGUAGUGACACUUCUGUACAUGGGUCAUAAAAAGCAGCGAACUCCGUCAAUAAAUCUCUUCACCACAGCCUUGAAGACGGACAUCCGCAGCUACAUCCAACAGAACCAUGAGGAAACCUGGACUAUCUACCGCAGCAACCUCCAGAACGUCUACUGCACCCGUAUGCUGUCGCUGGUAAAAGCCAGUGAACCCGACUGGUGGUUCCAGUGGUGCCUCAGCAUCCAAGCUCUAGGAACGGACCUCCAUCGCGGCGCAGAUUUGAUAAAUAUUCUCCUCAGCGUCGAAGAACGGGCCUUCAAAUCCCCCGACAUGUCCCUCAGGAUCCAGGCCUUCAGAGCCUGGAAGCUGCUGAUAGAAAAUUUCGCGCUCGAUCCAACUCAGCUGGCGAUUCCGCGGCGGAUAAAACUGCUCUGCAUUCCCCUGAACGCGAACAACAACAAGACGGAGUCUAUAGCCCUGGCCAAGUUCGAAGUCUGGCGGUACUUGAUAAUAAAACUCUGCUCGAAGCCUGACAAGUCUCUGACCCAAGUGGUGACCCAGUUCCUGAACUUCUGCUUCGGGCCACUGGGUGACACUCCGCUGCUGUCAACAAAAUCGGGGAUCCAGUCGUCCCCGGGGAAGCGAUUCAUCAAAGCCCGCAAGUGGGCCGUGGACUCUCUGCUCCAGCUGUUGGUCUCCAAUCCCCAGGAACGUCUCGCGGUCACCGUCGACUACAAGGAAAAUAUCCCGGCGAUAACUCAGGAACUUUUCCAGGAAAGUUUCAAGAGUUACAUCCACAGCGCUGGGGAAGCCUGUCUGCUGAUCAACGACUCCGAGUGCGUCUUCGAGAACCGGAAGACACUGAACCGCAUCCUCUGGCAGUCACUGGUCGGCUUAAUAAACCAGUCUACUGAUGAACUGAAAGCCAAAAUGUACAGGGAGUUGAUUCUGAUAAUUGGCGAGGUGAUAAAUCACAUAAAAGUCCGCGACGAGUUGACCAGUAGUCUGCUGCUGGACAUAAUCGUGCCCGAGCUGGUAAAAGUAAUCGAGCACUUGCUGUACCGCGACCAGACAUUGAUGGACCUGUUGGUCAAGCUCCUGGACCCCGAGUUCCUCACCCACGGGAACGGCGGACUCAAGUCCCUGAUAGUUCACGCCAUCAAACCGGAAGCUGUCACUUCAUACCAUCCAGCGUCUUUGCCAUUCAUCAGAUCCAUCACCCGGCAAAUGGAGUCGCUGACCAGCAAUGAAAAUCUCAGCAGUUUCAUCAUCGAGCUCUGGUCCGAAUUAGCAGAUCUGCUGGUAAAAUUCAUCUCCAGCAACCAGUCGAUCAACGAAGGAACUGCGCUGGCCCACAAUUUUGACACCACGUACUCCCUGCUGCUCUUUCCAGUAAAAAGCAAGUGGAUCAACGAGCAAGAUGUCAAUUAUCUGGUGAAGAUCAGCCGCAUAUGGAAGGAACUGUACGCGCAUUUUAAUAUCGCCGCUGAUUUGGUGGCAACUGUCAAGAACAACGAAGUCCUGGACCACGUGGCUGAUGCCCUGCUGGCGUUAAUCAGCUCACAAGGCGCAGAAAAAUUUUCCUACAGGUUCGUCUGCUUCAUAUUCGAGGCCUUGAUGAACACGAUUCAUUACGCCGACUUUCUGGCUCUUGAGGAAGUGCCCAGUCUGCUGCUGCUGCUCCGCGAUGUCACUCAGGCAGCCCUGGAACAGGUCACGCACGUCAGCGAAAUCGAGUGCAGCCUGAAGACGAUGGCCUCCUUGCUGAUUACCGUCUACGGGUUGAACCAGAGCCAGGCCCGCGUUCAUCUGAGUGUCCUGAGACCUUGCGUCGAGUCGAUGCUAAAAAUAAACACCGAGUGCAUCAAGGAAAUUGUCACCACCUGGGAAACGGUCGUCAUAAUCCUGAGAGGUCUCUCCGGUUCUCUGACCUGCGAGUUCGUGAGCUCGUACCGCGAGGCUCUGGAUGUCGCUCUCUGUCACCCGAAUCAUGAGAUCGCCGCCCAGACGAUGAGUUUCCUGGACAUCCGGUCGAGCUGCGGUGAUGAAAUCAAGCGGAUUCUCGAUGAAGUGGAGGCUGAAGCCCAGAAGAAUGUCAAUUGUUCAGGUGGUAAAAGUGACGAGACGGAAAAGAGACCCGUCAAAGUCGCGGGAAGUUUUCUCGCCAGGAGGUCUGGGGUAAAAGCCGGUAAGAAGGGGAAAGAAAAACGGGUGGCGCCAGUUCCGCCUGAACCAGACUCACAGGAUUAUGUUCUGAUUCAAAAUGAUGUAAAAGUUAACGUCAACUUGUUGACGGAACAUCAGAAGGAAUGUUUCAAGCGUCGACGGGACGACAUACCCGCGAUGUACAACGACCUCUCGCAAUCUGGGUCCCGGAACACUCAGGAAUUGGAAGAGUGGUUCAAAAAUAAAGCCGGUGGUUCAACGGAAGCGACGGAUGACAAUAAAGAAAAUAAAUUGCGCGAGGAAGCUGUCAAAGAGAGCGAGGAAACUCUUGUUGAUAAAACCGAAGAGCUGAGUCCGGAUGUCGGUGAUAAGAUCGACGAGCCGGUGUCAGUUUGCGCUGUAAAGAAACUUAACUUUGAAUCCCGCGAUGAGUUUCCGGACGAGAAUGAAAACACGCAGGAGAAAGACCUGACCAAGUCGGAGAUGAGAUUAAACAGGAGGAAGCCGAGUCGCGUGACGAGGAUUUACGCCAAGGAGCGAAGAGAAGAUGCCAGAGAGUCUAGAGAAUCGGAUGGUAGAAGAGACGGCAGGAGCAAACGCGGACGCAGACGUGGCGGGAGAUCCAGACUGAGUACCGAGCGGGAAAAUUUAAAACGCAAAGCGGACUCGGAAGAGUUCGCUGAUGUCAAGAGACGCAGGCACUCGGCUCCGCAUCCAGCAGAUCUCCAAAGUGAUACUGAAAGUUUUUGCUCGAAUGACAGCGAGAAAUCUUCGCCUACUGACGGAAGCAGCGGCAGCGGAAGCGUAAACAGAACUGGAGUCUCUCAGAGAACCAGGAAAGAAAUGUCCCGGCUGAAGAUCGACAUGGUCUUCGACAGCCAGAACAAGAGUAAGCUGCGCAAUAAAUCUUCUGACGAGCAGCGCAAGAACAGCGACGACUUUGUCUAUGAGAAGAUGAACAAAAGGCACUCGCUGGAUCCCUACAAGUUGAUGCGGAAGACCACCAGGAGCAGCGGGGACGCGAUGCUGGUUGAGCAGCAGAGUCUAGGACAAGUUCGUCGCAAACGCAAGCGCGAUCUGGGUGCUAAAGAUUCAGAUAAAAAUCAGGGACAAGAAGAUUUCAAGUUCCGGAGUCCGUUGUCCAGUCCCUCGACCUCGACUACUUCUAACUCGACCGCCGAGCGGCAGGAUGACGACGACGUCAUCGAAAGCUCACAGGAUUUGUGCUCCGUCAGGUCUCCCAGGCGUGAUAAGAAAAUUGACAUGACCUGCAGCCAAGUGUCCGCUAGUCCUAUUAAAUGUGAAGCUCCUGGACCAGCAUCUCCAGUUACAGCGGAUCCAUCUCCAAUAAAAUCCGAAUCUCCAGUGAAACCAACAUCUCCAGUCAAGGUCACAGUCUUUCCUGUAAAACUGCCGUCUCCAGUGAAGUCUAGUCUAGAAGACACCACAGAAGUCAUCAAAGAGACAGUCGAUGAGUCAAAGACAAUAAAUUAUUCAUCACCCAAAAGUGUAAAACGUCUGGCGAAAGUCAAAUUAUUCACACCAGGACGCGGCGCUCACAUGCUGGGACUGGUCACCAAACUAGGGAUCCCUGACAGCAACGAACCUGACGAAGACAAAAUGUCUAGAGUAACGAAACCCAAAGAAACCGAACUGGAGGCGAUUAAGAAGGAGCGGGUGAAAGAUAUCGGGAGUCCCAGUGGCAGCAGACAGGAAAAAAUAUUCAGUAACAUGAAGUCCGGUGACUAUUUGCUGUCUCCGCCUACUAAAUUAUUCAGUAACCUGAAGAACGACGGGGAAAAAAUAUCACCCAAGAUGGAGAAGACAAAAGACGUUGGUAAAACAGACCACGAUUACGCGGAAUUAAAGGAAGUUGACGAUCUGCCGAUUCUCGAAUGGUCUAACGCUAAUCCGCCUUCGCUGACAGCUUCUCCAAGUGCUGGGAUCCUCAAGAGACGCGCGGCCAGUCUCAGUACCGCGAAUGUCACCAAUAACGUCAACAAUACCGCGGGAAAUUCGUUGGCUGAAGAACCGGGAAAUGAAAAGCGGAAGCGCGUGAGUUUCGCCGACCCCCCGGUCUCCAAAGAAAUGGGCUACGAAGUUCUGUCAGGGUCCCCUGCUAAGUUGAACAAACUCUUGAUAUCCCGGAGUUUUCCUGGCAGAAAGGACACGCCGUAUAAAUUAAAGCAGUCGCGGCUGAGGACGAUUCUAAUGGAGGAUUUGAAGCCCAAAGAAGUCCAGGUUCAGGACAAAGGACUUGAGGUCCAUGUUGACGGUCUGUUCGACGUAAAUAUCGAGGACAAGGACCAGGAGACGGUGGAAGUCUCGAUAGCCUCGCAGGAUAUUUUCCAGCAGGAGGAGAUCAGUAUAAUUGACGUGGGUAAAAAGGACGACUCGGUGGUCGAGGAGUUCGCGACCCAGGACUCGACGAUUGAAAGAAUAAUCAACGGCACCAUCAGCGACAGGGUGAUAGGGGACGGUAACGUCAACGAGGCUCUGGAGGACACCGUCGACGUGCAAAAUAUCAGCAAUUUUACUGCUGACGAGAGUAUUUACAAGCCGGUGCGCACGAGCACGGUGGAGAAAAUAAACGCGAGCGACACUUUGCUGAUCACUGAUUCGCUGUUCGAGAGCCGGUCGCAGAGUCAGAGUUCGGAGAGCGAAUUUCAGGACCAGAGUCGGAGUCAAAUGGAAAUGACUGACCCGAUUUGUCCGACUUUGCUGGGCUGCAUGGAACCGAUCGACUCGAUUGUUGACAGUCUGGUCCAUCCGCUUUGGUCGAAAAAUUUGUCCAAGUUGCUGAGCUCGAGGAAUAUCAAUACCGUGGGUGAUUUGGCUGCGUUGAGUCACGACGAGUAUGAGAAGCUGCCGUUAAAGGGCACGGGGAGUCCGAAAGUUGAACAUGUCCGCAGAGUACUGACGGACUUUUCUAUGUCGCUGUCGAUGCCGAUGGAAAAAUCGACUGGGAAGUGUGACAGUGAAGAACUGAUGGAUGUUGAUGCUGAUGAAGCGCAGAAAAUUGAUAGGGUUGAGCUGAUUGAAGAUGUGGCGACGCCGGCUUAUGACCAGGAGGAUUUGAAUAUCACUGAAGUACUUACUGAUAAAAUUCGAGUUACGCAGGGGCAGGAGUUUGGCGGUGAGAAUCCGGACACGAGCAGUUCCAAUGGGUUCGGGUCGAUUAUUUUGGACAGCACGCUGUCGCCGCCCAAGAAAUCGUCGACGGGAAUCAACAGUGGGCUGAUGAGGUCCGUUGACACGAGAGACGUUGGGGUUUCGACUGACCCGGUUGAUACUAAUAGCAAAUCUGUUGAUGUACAAAUGAAAUUAGAAGAUUUAUUAGAUGAAAUUGAUGUUAAUGUUGUGUUGGCUAGUGGAAUCAAACGGAGCUGUCCGGAGAAUAUUAUUAAAGCUUAUAAGGCAAAAAUGAUGAACAAAAACGACACGGACAUAGGACGUGAAACAAUGCGCUUACUAGGAAUGGAAACUUACGCAGACACCUGUUUAAAAAUAGCAUGUCGUGAUUACGGUGCCUCUAAAAUAAUCGGCCGCCUUCCCGGCAUAUUCAGUAACGACAAAGAAUUUUUUACCAAAGUCCUCAAUACCUAUCGCAUGAAACUGACCACCACCGACCUGCUGAACGUCUCCGACACCGACAACAUGAAGCAGGAGUUCUGUAAAAAAUUAACUUCCGCAGAACUCUGCGAGAUGCUGUCCCGCGUUUUAGCCGACGAGGAGAAAGAUGACGUAAAAACGCAAAUAAAUGACGAGACUUGUUUGAACUCUUUGUUAAAACGGAUGCCCGCCGAUUCGGUGAUCAGUCACACCGUCGCCAACGACGAACUGAUUCCGCCGCCGGUCGUUCUGGACAUCGCGCUGCAGAAUAACUCGCCUGAGGUGAUCGCCGCGGCUUUGGAUACCGACAGCAACAUCAACAAUAAUAUCAAAGAAGCGAUCAUCAAUAAAUAUCUAACGCCUGAUAAAUUAAUUACUUAUUUGAAUAACAAACAGACGGAAAUUUCAAAGCAGCAGUUUAUUGACAUCUACCGAUUUAUUUGUGAUAAAUUUUCAAUUGACGAAUUGCUUGACAUUAAUAAUGAUAUUAUUAAAGAUAAAUUUAAACAAUUGAAGUAAUUGAUUAAUUAAUUGAUUAAUGAUCACUUAUUUUAAUUACUUAUUAAUUACAGUCGAAUUUCAUUAACUCGGAGUCCAUUAAUUCGGAACUUCCGCUGUCGGCCAUUCGAUGGACCAUUCGUGUGAUGAGAGCGCAUGCGUCGAAUUUAAUUUUUGAAGAAGGGGCAGAGUUAACUCCGAAAUUCGGAGAAAUUUCUGGUCCGUAACAAAAUGUCCGAGUUAAUGGCAGCCGACUGCAAAUGAUUUUUUGAGCUCUCUCGCGUUUUUGGUCAGUAAUUUUUUUUCGUUUUAAAUAAAAGUUCAAAAAAUUAAUGAAUUAGUAAUUAGACUAGUAAUUAAUAUAAGUUGUAAAUACCACAUGUGUAUAAAUAAAAACUAUUUACAGUAAAAAACAAUAAAUUCUGAAAGGAGAGUAAUUAAUAUACUUUAGUUAUUGUACUUUUUAUUAUUAUUAUUAUUUGAUGUUACUAUUAAAUAUUAAUAUACAAGACUUUCAUUAAAUUGCACUGUAAUAUUUUAUGUA